This is a messenger RNA of Acanthamoeba castellanii str. Neff, 1626 nucleotides long. RefSeq names its product von Willebrand factor type A domain containing protein. Bases 1 to 1626 code for a protein of 541 amino acids. The transcript is spliced from 3 exons. NCBI's taxonomy places the organism in Eukaryota, Discosea, Longamoebia, Acanthamoebidae. The record is from RefSeq and is a predicted model, not a curated record.
AUGCAGUGUGAUAGUAAGAAGAAGGAGGAGAGCCAGGCGCUCAAGGUAGUCUGCACGCCAGAGUUGAGGGGGGUGGGGGCAGCGGACAAGCGGUCGUCGUUCCUGGUGAUGGCCUCGAUCGCGGCUCCCGAGUACCGGGCCGAGGAGCGGGCCGCGGUGGACAUGGUCUGCGUGAUCGACCGUAGCGGCUCAAUGGCGGGCCAGCGGCUCGAGAUGGCCAAGGCCACCGUCGAGUUCGUCGUCGCGAACCUGCGAAGCGACGAUCGUCUGGGCGUAGUGACCUACGACGACGUUGUCACAAACCAUUUCCCCCUGCGGCCCAUGACGGCGGAGGGCAAGGCGGCCAUCGCCGCGGUCAAGUCCAUCGUCGGGGCCGGCUCGACCAACCUGUGCGGCGGCCUCGUAGAGGGGGUCGACCAGAUGCGUCGACGGGACGGGGAGAAGAAGAACGAGGUGGCGUCGGUGCUGCUGUUCACGGACGGCCAGGCUAACGUGGGCUAUAUGCGGGCGGAGGAGAUCAUCAAGGCCACCAUCAACGCCGACUACGCCCGCCUCGCCUUCCAGCCCAACCAGCAGCAGCAGCAGCAGCAGCAACCACCUCGUCCGCAACAGCUGCAGCAGCAACCACCUCAUCCGCAACAGCUGCAGCAGUACUGGGCGAUGCCCGUGCCGCUGCCCUCGGUGGCCCAGGCCCAGAACCCGGCGGACUUCGGCGGACUCAGCCCGGCGGCGAGCGGAGAGCAGCUGAAGAAGCCGUCGACCCCGCCGCCGGCGGAGGAGAAGAAGAGGUCGACCGCCAGCGAGGACAUGCCGCUGCCGUGCACCAUCAACACGUUCGGGUUCGGGACCGACCACGACGCGACGCUGCUCAAGAAGAUCGCCGACCACGGCCAGGGCAUCGUCGUCGGUCAGGACAUCAGGGUCACCUUCGAGGCCAUCGGUGGCGGCGAGCAGGUCAGGAUCAACCGCAUACUGACCCGGUUCAAGACGACCGAGGUCGAGCCCGGCCGAGUGUACGAGGUGGCCCUGGGCGACAUCCAGAGCGAGGAGCGGCGCGACAUUCUCGUUGAUGUGUCGAUCGCCGGCGCGACAACCGACGUCGAGGCCGACACUCCGGAGUGGCCGGUGCUGAAGACGACGGUAACCUACACGAACGUGAUCACGGGUCGGUCGGGCGCCAGGGCGGAGCACUCGGCCACGAUCAUCAGGCGGCCAGCCGCGGACCACCACCACCACGACGAGGCCCGUGACGUUGCUGUCGACAGGCAGCUCAACCGGUGGCUGGCGGCCGAGGCCAUGGAGGCGGCCAACGAGGUCGCGCGCGGCGGCGACAUGGAACGGGCGCGGGCGAUCAUCAAACGGGCCAGCGAUCGGAUCAGGGAGUCGGUGUCGCGGGCCGACGAGUUCUGCCAGAGCCUGGUGAGCGAUCUGGCCCGGUGCGAGGGCGGCCUGGUGUCGCAUGGGUCGUGGGCCGCGGGCGGCAGCAAGAUGCUGACCAACCAGAUGCAGGCGCACCAGGUCCAGCGCAGCACCAACGUCGGUUCGGCCUCCCAGGCCAGCUAUCAGAGCUCGGCCAGGUGCCAGAUGCAGCAGCAGCAACAGCAGAUCUUCAAGCCUCAGCCUUGA